GCGGUGGCUGCUGGGAAAUCAGGCGCAUUUCCUCCGUGUUCAUCUCGGUCGCGGCCUGGCAGCUCCGUAUCUUCGGUACCGCUGGAGAAAUGUCCUCCGUUAGUCCGGACCGGGAACCGAGCGCUGGCCAGAGCCGGAGUGGGCUCGAGCCGCACACCGUUUUUGUCAUCCUGGACUCGGCUGAAAGUCUGAACGUGAUUCGAGUGGAGUCUGGCAUCGUCGCCGACAUCGAGGUGGACGCCCUGCUGCCGUCAGAUUGCGACACCUUCUACGAGAUCAAGAGUCAGCCCAUCCGCAGCAGUGCUUCUGCGUGCGACUCCUCUUCCUCCUCCUUGUCGUCGUCUUCCUCCGUGCCGGUGACCAUGUCCUCCAGGGUCCUGCUGCGUCAGGAUCUGAUGCGUCAGCAGGCUCUGGAGGAGGAGCAGAAGGAGGCGCAGCAACAGCUCCUGCGUCUGCCCGCCGCCUCGUCGUCCUCCCCCGUCUGCGUCAGCGCGUCCCCCUGCGGACCUCCCGCUCAGGUCCCUGUAGAGGUGUUGAAGGUGCAAACCCACCUGGAAAACCCAACCAGGUACCACAUCCAGCAGGCUCAGAAGCAGCAGGUCCGACAGUACCUCUCUUCCGCCGUGAGACCUGCCGGUCGUGACGCUUCUGGACCGUCAUCGGGUUCCUCCCCCAGCAGGCAGCGUGCGCUCAGUAGCCCCAAAGUGGAGAUGGAGGAGACGGUCAUUGAUGACAUCAUCAGCCUGGAGUCCAGCCUAAAUGACGACUUCCUGACGCUGCUCGACUCGCGGAAUCAGCUCGCCACCACGCUGCCGGCGGCAGCGGGAAACAUGCUGGAUGUCUACGGGGAGAGCGGGGACAAGGCCACGCCCGCCAUUGCCGUUAGCAACAGCUGCCCGGCCGACCUGCUCACCGUCAAACGAGAGCUGAAUAAUGUGGAGACGAAGACGCUGAUGAAGGAGCGACAGAAGAAGGACAAUCACAACUUGAUCGAGAGGCGACGACGCUUCAACAUCAACGACCGCAUCAAAGAACUCGGUGCGCUCGUCCCCAAGACGCCCGACCCGGACGCCAGGUGGAACAAAGGAAGCAUCCUGAAGGCGUCGGUGGAUUACAUCCGAAGACUUCAGAAGGAACAACAACGAGCUCGUGACAUGGAAGAAAGACACAAAAGACUGGAACACACCAACAGAACCCUGAUGCUGCGCAUACAGGAGUUGGAGCUUCAGGCAAGCCUCCACGGCGUUCCUUAUUCUUGUGUUGACGGCGCCCCGACCGACCCGCGGGUCUUCCUCUCUCCGCCGACGACGGCGUCGGACUCGCUCGGCUUGGCGGAGCUGAACGAGCUUCACUGCGGGGCCGACGACGACUUCUCUUCGGAACUGAUGAACGAAGCGGGGCUGGCGGCGCUGGACCACUUUGGAGACAUCCUGAUGGACGAUGGCGGCCUGAUGUCGCCCGCGGGCGGCGCCGACCCCCUGUUGUCAUGUGGGGCGUCACGUUGCAGCAGCAGAGGGAGUAGCAUGGAUGACGACCUCUGAUCAACCAAUCAACAAUAACCGCUGCCAUCCCCUCUGUCACUAUAGUAACCAGGCCACAGCACCCCUGUCACCAUGGUAACCUCCCUAUUCCCAUGACAUUGUAACCAUGCCAUUGUCUGUCGCCAAGGUGACCACACCUCUCUCUCCAUGGUAACCACGUCAUCACCCCUCUGUCACCAUGGUAACCAAACCAACACACACACACACACACACACACACUUCUCUGUCACCAUGAUAUCCACGACAGGCCCAUCUUUUGCUAGGGUAAACACAACAUUCCCUCUGUGGCCAUGGUAACCACACCCUUCCCCUUUGUCACUAUAGUGGCUAUGCCAUUCCUCGCUGUCACCAUGGUAACCUUUUGAUUAGAGUUGGGCAUCGAGAAUCAAGAACCGAUUGGAACUGUGACUAAAGUUCCGGAUCUCACGGAAUCGUUCAAAUUAAAAAAUUUUGAUUGCCGGUUUCGAUGCCUAGUCCGCCAACCGCGAAGAAGAUUGUGGCGAAAACCAAUGAAGAAGAAGGCGUCCAAAGAGGUGCUCGUGCCCAACUGCGGCGAACGAAAGUGUGUCUUAUAUUUGUUACAAUUAAUGGCCAGUCGCCUCAGUGCAACACUUGGAAUAAGAUUAUAUUGUGCAAAGGAGGCUUUCACGGCGUGUCACGUCUGACGCGCUCCGAGCCUCGGCCCGCACUGCGUGGAGCUUCAGUGAAAUCAAGUCUUCGUCAGUUGGGUGAGCGAAACAAUAAAAUAGGUCUAUGCCAACAUUGAGACAGCGAACAAGGUAAACGGCUGCUUGCACUUUUGGACUGAUGUUUUUUUUAGCGUUUAUUUUAGUCUUCAAACCAACGUAAGAGCCGAUGACAAAAAAAAAAAAAAACUUAAAUUGGGCUAAAACUUCACCGUAGCAACUUUACAUCACAAUGAAUUGGGAGAAAAUUCUCACAGUAUCACAAACACUAACCUUGUGCCUCAUCGGUGGGUAUGGAAAGGAAUCAACGUUUUAUAGCGUUUGGUUCCAUCCAUUAAAAAAAUGCUGAGUUCCAGUGCGUACCUUUCAAAAUAAAAGGCUACAAGCUUAAAACAGGAAGUCGAGUUGAAAAAAAAAGAAGCAGCAGCAGAAUCACCUUUACUGUCAAAUGCAUGCACAUAAAAAUUGUUCUCUGCAUUUUACCCAUCACAGUGAACACAAACACUUGUUAGUGGAACACACUGGAGCGCAGUUCAGAGUAUCAGUGUCUUGCUCAAGGACACCACAGCUGUGAGUCCGGGGGAUGUUGGCGGAUGGUCCGGUCGGGGUCUUGAACCUAGGUCCCCCACGGUGGCAGGCGAUGAUCUUAACCAUUGGUCCACGGCUGCCAAAAUUUGCACUUAUAAGCCAUUUGAUGUGAUAAAACAGUCCCAAAUAACUAUAUUAAGUCAAUUGGGUUAGUUCCACACACAUUGCCUUUUAGUCCAUAGGUUUGAUAUUGAUACUGGUUAUAAAGAACCCUGAGUCAAAUGUUCCUUUUAUUUUAUGCUGCAAGCUGCUAAGAAAAUGGAUGUUCAUAAUUUGGACACCCUUUAAACCAUGCAAACUUUUCUGACCCAAACCCCUAAAAGAAUUGUAAUCGUGAAUCGUUCUGAAUCGAAAUAAGGAACCGGAAUCACUCAAAUUCAAAUGAUCCCCAACCCUUUAUGUAAUCACCCCUCUAUACAUUUCAAACGAUGAAUAUUAUCCUUCAUAGCUACAGCUUCUGUAGCUACAUUAGCAACAAAAUACUAUGCUAUCCAGCUACGCUACCAUUGUUGUUUUUGUUAGCUUGGGUUUUAGCAGAACUUGGGCGUCAGUGUGAAAAUUGAAAAAUGUUUUUAUAAUAUAUAUAUAAUUGGAUGUAUAAUUUUUGAACAAUAAUUUUCUAAUUGGUGGACUUCCACGGCCAGCGCAUGAGUGUGAAUGUUGUACGUGUGUCAGUUGUCUGAUUGACAGGCACUCAGUCCAAGACGAAGGUAGCCAAUCGGAGCCAUCCGUCACUUGCAAGCUGUGUCCUGACUGGUUGUGAGAAUGGAACUCCAAAUAAAUAGUCCUUGUGUCAUUUCAGUUGAUUUGUUUUUUUUUUCUUUGACAUUCUGUUGCUGGUACAAACUUUUUGGGGACCAAACGCCCAUGUCUGUUGUCCCAUUUGUGGUUACACUGCUCGUUAUGAGUUAGCUGCCUGACGGAAACGCGUGUUAGCUUGUGCUAAUGCUAGCUAGCUAGUUGCUAACAAACAUGUCCGUUAGCGCUGUCAGAACCUUUCACAAAUAUUGUUUGUUUUAUUUUUUUUAUCAUGAAAAUAACGUGGUUACUUUUGCAACAGACGCUUUGCUGUCAGAAUCACAAAGGGAGUCGUGUUUAUUGUUGUUUACAACCAUGUAACAUUGUAUCAUAUCUAUACAUAGAAACUUUAUAUGGAAAUAAAGUGAGAAAACACAAAAUGUCUUGUUUGAAUGACCGGUUUCAUCAUAAAACGUGUGAAUAGACAUAUAUUUUCUGUAAUAUUAGCAAAGAAAUAAAUAAGACAUUUAUGCCUCCCUUUUAGUCCCUUGCA
Messenger RNA from Phycodurus eques (leafy seadragon), 4106 nucleotides. RefSeq names its product transcription factor E3-like. The transcript is spliced from 11 exons. Bases 90 to 1541 code for a protein of 483 amino acids. Gene Ontology annotation, molecular function: protein dimerization activity; RNA polymerase II cis-regulatory region sequence-specific DNA binding; DNA-binding transcription factor activity, RNA polymerase II-specific. The record is from RefSeq and is a predicted model, not a curated record. Lineage: Eukaryota; Metazoa; Chordata; Actinopteri; Syngnathiformes; Syngnathidae. Gene Ontology annotation, cellular component: nucleus. Gene Ontology annotation, biological process: regulation of transcription by RNA polymerase II.